Messenger RNA from Zymoseptoria tritici IPO323, 755 nucleotides. RefSeq lists its product as uncharacterized. The annotation marks the transcript as partial. The transcript has a single exon. The record is from RefSeq and is a predicted model, not a curated record. NCBI's taxonomy places the organism in Eukaryota, Fungi, Ascomycota, Dothideomycetes, Mycosphaerellales, Mycosphaerellaceae.
AAACUCUGAUCUCGGCAAGUUGCUCCACAAGGUACCACGGCUUCUACUAAGACCCGUGACGCGGCUCCUUACGUGUAGCUGUCUCCCUUCCGACAUACAUUGCCUUCCCAUCAUUGUCUAGCCUCAGCCCUGGCAAACCUCUGACCAUCACGAUCUUCAUCAAGCAAACACGACUGAAGAGUGUCAAUUAUCAAAUCUGCUACCUGAUGACAAACAGAAUGGACCAGACAACAUUCCUCAACGAAUUGCUCACGGUCAAGGAUCGGGUCAAUGAGAUGGCAUCGACUUUCAGCCGCUCUCCGCGCCUUCAGUUCUCUCAAACGGCACCCAUCGACAUGUUUUCCAACCACCUCGAAGACGUCAAAGCGCGCCUCAAUUCCAUGCAAGCUUCGCUGAACCUGCUAUCGAUGGGUUCAAGCCAGAGAGCCUCGCCGCUCGGCGUCUCGCCGCACUGGGCCAAUCGUCCUAAUGACUUCCCAUCGAUGCCUUCCGCCCCGUCGGCUCUGCCAUCAGGUCCGCUCUUCUGGCAGCUCUUCAACUCCGUGCGCGCCGAUGUACGAGGUCUCACAGAUCGUAUUGCCGGCGUGGAGCAAGAUGUAUCAAAUCUGGAGGACCGUCUUGACGAUAUGCGACCUAAUCGUUUCACUCCUCCAGAAAGCGAGGACAUACCUACCUCACCUCUGCAGCAUGACUACUCUGUGCCAUACUCUCGGAACGGGGCACAUGUUGAUGGUCACCACGACUCCAUUGACCAU